UCCAAAGUUCAUAGGGAGAUUAAGAGGAGACGAAGUAGAAUCAGGAGGCUACAAAAUGAAGACAUUCCUUUCCUCCUUUGUUUUCAUACAGGUUCUUGGCACUUCAGUUGCUGUGUACAAACAAUGGAUUCCAAACACAAAUUUUGAAAAUGCUUCUAACUGGGAUCAAAACCGAGUUCCAUGUGCCAAGGAUGUCAUCCUUUUUGGGAGUAGUAAGAUCGUAUCAGUUUUCGUCCAGGCAUCCCACUCCUUGACAGACAUGUACCUUCCGCUGAACGGAGAAUUAAUUAUGGCCCAUGGUGCUGGCUUUACAGCUUUCAACGGCAGUUACAAUCCAGGAUGUGAGACAGCUUCAGAAGUCACAUUUAAUAGUGCAGAGAAUUAUGAGUGGUAUGAUCCUACGUUAUGGCGUGCUGCAACCUCUUUGGAAAACUUAGAUCUGGGCAAAUACAUUUUCCUUGUGGAUGAAGAACGGGUUCCAUGCCAGUAUGAUGAUGUUAUUUUUCAGCCUGAAACAUCCUUCCAAGUGAACAUCACUUCUGAGCAGAUGAUACAGCUUAAGAGCAUUUCAAUCAUGGGGCAGAACUUCACCAGUGAUAGUACCCUGACAGAAUAUAUGCAGAGCUCUUCUGCAAAGCUUCAGUUCCGUGGGCGAGGGACAGUCCGGUUAUCACAUACCAGAUGUCCAGACAAAUCUGGCUGUGAAUGUGGAAACUCAGCAGCCCAUGAGAGAAUCUGUGCUGCCUUACUCCAGAAUUCCAGGAAUCAAUGUCCAGUGGUUAUGUGCACUGAUGCAAUAAAGCCUGAUGGUCAUUGCUGUGAAAUAUGUGGAGUCAUCAUUACCUUGAAAUACUCUGCUGAUUUUGAUAUUGAACUCUAUCGAGACAGAAUAUUCCACACUUUUCUGAAUCUGCCCAGGAAUAAAGGUAUUCAGAUGGCCAUGUCCAAGGUGCAAAAAUUGCAGACUCCCUUGAGAAUUGUGCCACAUGGUUUAGACUCAUUCAUCCAGAUUGUGCUAAUUGACAAUAAAACUGGACCCUAUGCUGGAAUUCAUGCUGAACAGCUGGCUAAUGACAUCAUGAAGGAUAUAGCAGAGCAUGGAAAAUCCUUAGGCAUUGUGACAGCCAACUUACAGGUAGCCAUUGGCAGCAACUGGAACGCUCAAGGAAUGAGCAGCCACACUGGUGCUAUGAUUGCUGGGAUUGUCAUAGGAAUCCUCCUUGUCCUGCUCUUGUUGGGAAUUAUUCUGCUUCUUUAUAAAAAUGGCGCAUUAAGAUUUCUCUCCUCUCUGCACCUUUCCUCUUUGUGGAACCGAAAAAAGGAUCAAGAAGAUUGUGGAGGAACAAUUGAGGAAGGGUUUGAUAAUCCUAUGUUUGACACACCAUGUAACCCAACUGCUUUAGCCAAUAGACACUCUAUGGAAGAGACUCAGGAGGAGAUGGCAAGCAAAAAUAGCAAGCUUUAUUACAUUAACCCUUUAUAUGAUGAAACAGAAUUUAAUGCUUAAAGUCAAACCUGUAUGGCUAAGUCUUUCCCACUCAUGCAUUGCUUACAGUUUCAACUCAAAAAACUCAAAAUCACUGUUUACCCGUAUACACAGAUUUCAUUCAUGCAGUUGUGUGCAUUAUACCAAAGUCAAUUUGAUGUGGCCUCUAUUAAAUUGUGAGUAAUUUUGUAAGUGAAGAGUAUAGCCAACUAAUAAAUGGAGCUUAUCAUAAGCAAUUAUAUUUCUAAUCAUUUAUAGUUGUAUUCUCCCCACUUGGUGUCCUCCAUAUCUGGUGAAAUUGCAACCUCCAGAAUUUCAAGCAACAUUUUCCAAUUU
This is a messenger RNA of Candoia aspera, 1822 nucleotides long. It is a transcript of the gene AMN, whose product is annotated as amnion associated transmembrane protein. Gene Ontology annotation, biological process: receptor-mediated endocytosis; intracellular protein localization. Gene Ontology annotation, cellular component: apical plasma membrane; endocytic vesicle. The coding region runs from base 56 to 1507 and encodes 483 amino acids. Lineage: Eukaryota; Metazoa; Chordata; Lepidosauria; Squamata; Candoiidae. The record is from RefSeq and is a predicted model, not a curated record. The transcript has 12 exons.